AUGGAAACCUCGAAUAUGAACUCAUUUUUGCAAUAUUCAGUCAGCAAUCGAUCAUAUGCUCGACCGAAAUCAGGAUACAAUCAGCAUUUGCAUCACCACCCUUUGGAUCAGCAUCAAAGUUUGAAGCUGGCCAACGACAAUAGCCACCCGGGCCACUCCGCUCCCCAAAAUCCCAUCCCCGUAUCGAGAGCUUCCAGGCUGAGUUACAAUGUGGAAGAAAGCUUGCAUUCGAGCUCUGACGGCGGAGGACGCAGUGAGCCAACAGAACCGAUACAGCAUCACUCGCAACCCCCUCAUCACGAGCAUCCACAGACGCACAAUGGCUACUAUCCUCACCUUAACGACAGUCAAAGUGGAUUAUUGUCUACCUUUUAUAACGGAAGUACUGUCAAUAACGGAGCCUAUUUGGAGCAGGCCUGCACCGCAAAUGCUGACUACAUGACAACGACAGGCCCUGCCAACAACAUCCAUCCUCAGUAUUUCAUGGACGAUCCAGUUACAUCGACUUACUAUCAUCAGUCAGCAUUUUCUACCUCACCCCCCACCUUUGGACCAAGCUAUGGGACCCUGCCUGCAGCCUAUUGUGGCUCUCAAGGCGCCCUGGUCGGUUCUCAUUACCCGCCUCAGGUUAGCUCGGGUCUCGACGCAACGGGUUACCUUGGACUAUCGCACGGGGGAGGUUAUGGAGAGAUACCUGGGAGAGAAAGGGAGGAUGAAGAGAAUCAGCAAGCCGGACCCGGACAAACAUUUGACUGGAUGAAGGUGAAGCGGAAUCCACCUAAAACAGUUGUUGCGUCCGACUUCGGCCUCGCUGGCGCGAACAUGCGCACCAAUUUCACAACACGGCAGCUCACGGAAUUGGAGAAAGAGUUCCACUUCAGCAAAUACCUGACUCGGGCACGGCGAGUGGAAAUUGCCGCCACACUCGAGCUCAAUGAGACCCAGGUAAAGAUUUGGUUCCAGAACAGGCGCAUGAAGCAGAAAAAGCGCGAGAAAGAAGGAACGUCGACUCCGGUGCGCCCCUCUUCCUCAGGUUCGUUCAAAAAGGACUUGGAGGAAACGGACAACUCUUCUGUGUCUACCUCACCAGAGACCUCCCCAGACUCUGAGUAG
This is a messenger RNA of Nerophis lumbriciformis (worm pipefish), 1113 nucleotides long. The record is from RefSeq and is a predicted model, not a curated record. Lineage: Eukaryota; Metazoa; Chordata; Actinopteri; Syngnathiformes; Syngnathidae.